Molecule: messenger RNA, 366 nt
Organism: Mycetomoellerius zeteki
Lineage: Eukaryota; Metazoa; Arthropoda; Insecta; Hymenoptera; Formicidae
Exons: 4
Coding region: 1-366 (121 amino acids)
Biological process (GO): sensory perception of taste
Cellular component (GO): membrane
Source: RefSeq, a predicted model, not a curated record
AUGGUAUUUUUAACAAAAUUUAUAUCACUGAAUUACAUUUGCGAAAGUGUUUGUGCCAAGGUGCAAAAAACCAAAGCUUUGACACAUAAAUUAACAGAUCUCAUACGCUUUACGGAAACGCGUAAAGAGAUUUAUCAAUUUCUUUUACAAAUGUCACUUCGGCCCUUAGAAUUCCGCGGAAUGGGCGUGAUCCAUUUUGGCUACAAAUUCAUUAAUAAGUUCUUUAUCUGGGUACUUAGCGUUAUUAUUUUUAUAUUACAAAUGGAUACUCCCCCUAUGUAUGAAUUACUAAAAUCUAAUGGGAUUAAUGAAACAUGUUUGGAAAGAAAUAUUAAUUUUUCACACUUUGAAGUGAACCAUGUAUAG